Molecule: messenger RNA, 2678 nt
Organism: Gigantopelta aegis
Lineage: Eukaryota; Metazoa; Mollusca; Gastropoda; Neomphalida; Peltospiridae
Product: calpain-8-like
Exons: 12
Coding region: 429-2018 (529 amino acids)
Biological process (GO): proteolysis
Cellular component (GO): cytoplasm
Molecular function (GO): calcium-dependent cysteine-type endopeptidase activity
Source: RefSeq, a predicted model, not a curated record
UUUCAGAUCCGCGGUAAUGGUUGUGUCGCGUUGGCGUGGUUUUGCAAUUAUCUCACUUCAAACAGCCUGAUCAUAAGUGGAAAUUAGGUCCGGACUGUCGUCAGCGUCCUCAGCAGAAAAUGCAACCCUUGACGUUGUGAAUGAAACCUUAACUUCGUGAGAGGAACCUUCACUUUGUGAAUGAAACCUUAACUUCAUGAGAGGAACCUUCACUUUGUGAAUGAAAGCGUAACUUCGUGAGAGGAAUCUUCACUUUGUUCGAUUACCGCCAUUUUUCAAACACAAACAUACGUACGAUCGGACAAAACACGUUUAUAUAUGAGUGAGCCUUGUUUUCUCGACUGGAAGUACCUGCAGUUCUUUAAUGGAAGGUCGACGCCCGCAGCCACGUCAGCGUCGUGAAAUGGUGACGUUGGGGGCGAUGUACAAUGGGCUGUUCUGCAUCUAUGGAAGUUGCUUCGUCCCCGACUCUGCCGAGCGCCAAGAUCAUCUGCCCUAACAUGGACGAAGUCGAGAAGAAACCAACUCCGCGAAACUGGACCAACAUCAUACAGAACCACAGUCGGAAAUUGGACAGACUGAUAUCGGCCAACAGAGAGCUGUAUAUCGACCCUGAAUUCCCCCCUGAACACAAGUCCAUCUACAGGAGGAAGGAGUCACGCAAAACAAUAGUCUGGAGGAGACCUGGAGAGUUGUCUCUGACCCCGAGUCUCAUUUCGGACGGGACGAGUCGUCACGACAUGAAGCAGGGAGACCUAAACGACUGCUGGUUCCUAUCUACUCUGUCAGCCAUCGCAGAAAAGCCGCAACUUAUAUCAAAGAUCAUCCCUGAUGACAACACUUUCGGCACGUCGUCGUACGACGGCAGGUUCCACUGCAGGUUCUGGCAGUUCGGGGACUGGGUGGACGUGUUCAUCGACGACCUAUUGCCCACCGUGAACGGCGAGAUCCUGUUCGCCCACUCCUCGGACCCCAGCGAGUUCUGGGUGUCCCUCGUCGAGAAGGCGUAUGCAAAACUGAAUCAGUCUUACGAAGCUCUGGAGUUUGGAUUCGAGGCAGACGCGUUCACGGAUCUGACAGGCGGUUUGGCGGAGUGGUACAACCCACAUGACCUCAAGGAGUCCGAGUUUUACCUCAUACGGGCCGCAUUUCAGUGCGGGGCAGUCAUUGGCUGCUUAAGUGUGGAUAAGGAAGAGAGGGGUGUUAUAGACAGAAAUGGAAUGAUUUCCAAUCAUUCUUACGUCAUCACAGGGGUUGAAGAGAUCCCGCACCAAAACUUCACCGCAAAACUCAUUCGUGUCAGAAAUCCCUGGGGGGACACGGAGUGGCAGGGAGCAUGGUGUGACGGUUCCGACGAAUGGUCGCACGUGCCAGAGGACGUCAAACUGGAGCUGGAAUUGACGUCACAGGACGAUGGCGAGUUCUGGAUGUGUUUCCAAGACUUCCGGCGGGAGUACUGCAACAUGAUCAUCUGUAACCUGUCUCCAGACUUCGACAACGACGGCAUCAGUGACAAAGCAGAAUGGCAGAUGAGUCGGCGAGGAAAGUGGCAGAACGGCACAAACGCUGGAGGGUGGCUAGAAUGUGACACAUUCCACUUGAAUCCACAGUAUCUGUUAAUACUUUACCCUGAUGUGAACGUCCAGAGACGAUACAGCGGCCGCCUGCCUCUAGCCAUCGCCCUGAUGCAGGAGUACAAGCGAUCGGAAGCGCUCACCGGCGGGGAACUGUACGCCAUUGGUUUCGAAAUAUUCUAUCUAAGGGACCAUCCCUUGUACCCACUUGGGAAGCAGUUCUUUCAAUCUCAGGAUCCUCUGAUGCCGGAAAACGAGGAGACGUACGCAGAAUACCGCGAGACUUCCGGUCGCUUCUUUCUGAUCCCGGGCGAGUACCUGCUCGUGCCUAGCACCCACCAGUCCUGCAAGUCGAGAAACUAUCUACUGAGGACCUUCUCUGUUGGCAAGAUGGACUGCAGGCCGCUAGGAAACUGUUUACCAGCUGACGAGAUCAACCCAUAGAAAACUGUUUUAGUCGUGUUGGAUUAUACUGCUGCCGUGAUCGUAUCAAACCAGUGAACUUCCUAUGCAGUGUAUGAAUUUUGGUAUUGUGAUAUUAAUGUUCUGUUUACCAAGGACUGUGUUAAAGCGAAAGUGAAAGUGAAAGUAAACGUGAAACUAAAGUUGCCAUAUGUAAACAAACACUAACAAAGAGUGCAUUUUGGUGAGUUGAGCAGUGAAUCGGUUGUGUAUCAGUGAAGGAGACACGAGUGUAAAACGAGUAUUUAACAAAGGUGUCCAUGAUACAUUGGUACUUCAUUGACAUGGAUCAUAGAAAAUCCCGGGAAAUCGUAGAAGAUACGAGUGUAAUUCUGUAAAGAGUGUAUUUAACAAAGGGUGUCCAUGACACAUUGGUACUUCAUUGACAUGGAUCAUAGAAAAUCCUGGAAAAUCGUAGAACAUACGAGUGUAAUUCUGUAAAGAGUGUAUUUAACAAAUGGUGUCCAUGACACCUUGGUACUUCAUUGACAUGGAUCAUAGAAAAUCCUGGAAAAUCGUAGAACAUACGAGUGUAAUUCUGUAAAGAGUGUAUUUAACAAAGGGUGUCCAUGACACAUUGGUACUUCAUUGACAUGGAUCAUAGAAAAUCCUGGAAAAUCGUAGAACAUACGAGUGUAAUUC